GAAUCGUUUCUACAAUCAUAAAUACGUUUCUUCUUAAAACAAAGUCUUAUAAAUCCCAUUCUAUAACAAUCAAAGUCUCCCAAACAAGAUUAUCUUUCAAAUCUCUUCUCCAGCUCCUCAAAACUCAAUCACUUCCAGUGGGGUACAUGGCCGGCUCAAGUUCCAUGGACCUGGUAGCCAUCGGAUGUCUCCCGAUGGCGCUAAAAACCGCCAUCGAACUCAAUGUGCUUGAGAUGCUAUCGAAAGCAGGACCUGAAUGCAAGCUCACACCUAGCCAAAUCGUCGCCAAACUCCCCACCAAGAAUCCCAAUGCGGCCGUGACACUCGACCGUAUACUCCGAUUACUAGCAAGCUACUCAAUUCUAAGUAGCACAAGUGAGACCAACGGCGAGAGGCUCUAUGGAUUGACACCCAUUUGCAAGUACCUACUCCCUGACCAAGAUGGGGUCUCUCUGGCACCGUUGAUCGUAAUGUGCCACGAUAAGGUCUUGAUGGAGAGCUAUUAUUACCUGAAAGACGCGGUCCUGGAAGGAUGUGUCCCAUUCAAUAAGGCAUAUGGGAUGAGUGCGUUCGAAUACUUCGGUAAGGAUGUUAGGUUUAGCAAGCUGUUUAAUGCAGGCAUGUUCAAUCAUUCGACGGCUGCAAUGAGGGAUGUCCUUGAUAACUAUAGAGGAUUUGAGGGAUUGGAAAAUAUCGUAGACGUUGGUGGGGGAAUUGGGGCGUCGUUGAUGAUGAUUAUUUCUAAGUACCCUGGUAUUAUGGGUACUAACUUCGAUUUGCCUUAUGUAAUUGCAGAUGCUCCUUCUUACCCAGGUGUGACGCAUGUUGGUGGAGAUAUGUUUGAUAAUGUUCCAAGUGGGGAUGCCAUAUUCAUGAAGUGGAUCUUGCAUGACUGGGAUGACGAACGUUGCAUCAAGCUACUGAAAAACUGUUGGAAGGCAUUGCCAGAUUCCGGAAAGGUCGUCAUUGUAGAGUUCAUCCUACCGUUAGAUGCCGCCACCGACACGAUCUCUCGCCGUAUUAUCAGUGCUGACCUUAUGAUGUUAGCCAUAAAUGAGGGUGGCAAGGAGAGAACCUUCAGAGAAUUCGAAGUACUGGCUAAAGAGUCGGGCUUUCCAGCCAUCAAAGCUUUCCCAUGCUCACAUGGGAUUUCAGUCAUAGAGUUUUAUAAGAAUCCUUAGGGAAAUGGAACACUUGAAAGAGAGAGUUGAAGAGUAUUACAAGUGUCCUUAAUUAAAAUAAUGUAAUAGUUUCUCCUUCUACUACAUGUUUGAAGUUUGAUUGUUUGGAUAAAAAUGUGGAGCAUAUGGCUCUCUUUGACCC
Messenger RNA from Magnolia sinica, 1323 nucleotides. Its product is annotated as desmethyl-yatein O-methyltransferase-like. Gene Ontology annotation, molecular function: S-adenosylmethionine-dependent methyltransferase activity; O-methyltransferase activity; protein dimerization activity. The record is from RefSeq and is a predicted model, not a curated record. The transcript has 3 exons. Gene Ontology annotation, biological process: methylation. NCBI's taxonomy places the organism in Eukaryota, Viridiplantae, Streptophyta, Magnoliopsida, Magnoliales, Magnoliaceae. The coding region runs from base 147 to 1181 and encodes 344 amino acids.